Messenger RNA from Homarus americanus (American lobster), 5059 nucleotides. RefSeq names its product transcriptional repressor p66-alpha-like. The transcript is spliced from 12 exons. The coding region runs from base 798 to 3533 and encodes 911 amino acids. NCBI's taxonomy places the organism in Eukaryota, Metazoa, Arthropoda, Malacostraca, Decapoda, Nephropidae. Gene Ontology annotation, biological process: negative regulation of transcription by RNA polymerase II. Gene Ontology annotation, cellular component: NuRD complex. The record is from RefSeq and is a predicted model, not a curated record.
GAAGUUUUAGAGUCGUGUGUGGCGCGUGAAGUGGAAAUAUCUCCCGUGACCCUACCAAGGAACAGUUUACGUUUCUGUUUGUUGUGAAAUAGAAUCGAUAUGGUUGUUGGCACAAAUUCAGUCCUUGAACGAUUGACCCCCACACUGUGUCACCAUCUCAAGUGAACCCUAUCAUGUGGGGUGUCGUAGCAAAGCUUGUGAGUCGAAUAUUGCUGUAGUGAGUAAAAUAGAUAACGAAAGUGGACGGAAGACGAGAAAAACGACGGAAAGUGAGGUGGUGUCUAGAAAGAGUUUACCGGCCGACAAAGGACGCAAGGCCUGAUGGGACGCCAGCUGAUGGAUGUUCCAGAGAUUUUUUAAUGGUCCGGAAGUGCAUAAUAAUAACUUUUUUUACUUAAAUAAACAAAUAAUUUUAAUGUGAAAAAUAUAACUGUGAUUAUUAAGAAUAUAACGGAUAUAUAGAACGCGUAGAGAAGUGAAUAUGAAGAGAUAUAUGUGAUAACGCUGGGAGUCUUUCCGCCAUUACGAAGUCUGUCAUGAUACUGUUAAUGAGUUUGUUGUGUGUACUUGAGGGGCAAAGAUCUUAAAGUGGAAAUAAAAGAAAAUAUUGAGCUAAUAACACUUGACAGACUGUGUUUAGGAAAAGUGAAUAGUUGAUGCUAUGGAAAUAGAAAGUGAGUUUCCCUGAUCAGUGAUGAAAAGAACAAUGAUUUGAAAUAUAUUGAUUUAGAAAAGUUUUCUGGGAGUCACCAGGAAUGAGAACUUUUAUAGUGUAGUGCCCUUUCAACUGUUCUGCAAUGGAUCUCAGUGUCAGGCGAGGUGAUGAAGAGGAAGAAGAGGGAAGUGAGCAGAGUGCAGUGAACAAUGGUUCAUUGACCUCUGAGGAGGCUGUGGAGGAGCAGGAGGAUAGAGUAGCUCAGGAGACUAUAGAGGGAGAAAGUGGAGGAGAAAACUCCACUGCUGUUAUGGAUCUCUCGUCCAGUGUCCCAGCAUCUAAUAAGAGACUCAGAGAAGGUGAAGAUGACUCUGAGGUACCUGGUGAGUGUGAUGCUCCACCUACUUCUCGACCCCGGCUGACUGCCACCCCUGAAGCCAGUAACACUGCCAAUCAUGUCAAUGACACCCACCAAUCAUCUUCGGACUUGACCGAUGACACCCCAAAGGUGAAUGGCAUCAGCAACGGGUACGAGAGUGACAGCAACGGCAUCAAUGAUGUCAACGACGAUGACGACAAAAUGCCACCGGUGCCACCCAUCAAGGAGCUGAGCCCAGAGGAGCUGGCAGAGAAGAUGAAGCUGGUUCAUCGACUCCAGGUAGAGCUUCGCAAUGAGGAGAUGAAGCUGGUACUCCUCAAGAAGGUCAGGCAGUCCCAGGUGAUGAAGGAGAAUGUGAGUGCAACUGCCAAUGAUGCCAAGACUGCAUUGACGAAGCUUCCGUCUAAUACUACGGCCACUAAGCUGCCUCCCUCACAACCUCCACCUCUCAUUAAACAUGACUUGGGUGCCAAGGCAUCAUCAUCGGCUAUACCCGCACAUAUUAAGGCAUCACGCGAAUAUAAACAGCAGAUAAAGAAUAUGACGUCUGCGGCCUCUGCAGAUGCUUUAUCUCCAAGUGCACUACAGGCCCAAAAGCAUCUCCUGGCCAGAGGUCAGUGCACCACCUUAACCAGUACUGGUGGAGGUAAUGGUUCCAGCAACAGUAGUAGCAAGUCCAGUAAUGGAGGUAGCAGUGGCAGUUCCAGCAAUUUGUUGACGGGGCUACCACCCAAUCUAAAUCUUCCAUUCAACCUGUCCCGUGAAGUGGAGAUCAUUCGCAAAGAUUCUCCAGCAUCGUCGUCAUCCCCCGGCCCAGGGCCUUUGGACUCUCCCUCCCAGGUGUCCAUCUCCAAGGUGCGGACGUCUACCCCUCACCCCACACAUCCAUCAGCCGACCGUGCCCUCAUAAAGCCUGUGAGCAGCAGUGGCAGCAGUAGUAGCAGCAACAACAGCAGAAUGGAGGACACUCACACACCUGCCCAACGGCAAGCAGCGGCCCGUCUGGCUCUCCGGAAACAGUUAGAGAAGACGCUGCUCAGGAUUCCACCACCCAAACCACCACCGCCAGAGAUGCACUUCAUCCCAAAUCCAAACAACACAGAAUUUAUAUACUUGUUGGGCCUUGAGCAGUGUGUGGAACACAUUCUCUUGAACGGCAAAAUGUCAGAUCCCCACCCAACACCCUUCAUCUGUACGCAGUGUGGCACUGACUUUACCCCAGCAUGGAAAUGGGAUAAGGCUUCACUUAAGUCUAAGGUCAAGGGUGAGAAUGGUAGGGAUGUGAAGGUGGUGUGUGAGUUGUGUGUUACAACCAACAUCAAACAAGCACUCAAGCAGGAGCACACAAACCGCCUGAAAGCCGCAUUCGUGAAAGCAUUACAGCAGGAACAAGAGAUUGAGGCCCGUAUGGCGCAGGUAUGGGCUCAUAAGGCCCAGAGACAUUACCGGAGAGAGACCCACAAAAGUUCUACGGUCCCAAAUGUAUACGACCGAGAGGAACGCCGCAGAUCGGGUGGCAUGGCUGAUACAAGUGACUUCUUGACUGUAGGAGGGAGGGGGUCAUCAUCUUCAGUGGUCAUCUUACAACGUCAGGCAUCACCACAACCAGAUAUGUCCAGUGCGUCAGUAUCUAUGACUCCCGUCACAGCAUCAAUACCAUCACCAUCUGCACGACUACCUGCUAGUGUGUCGGUGACUGCAGUGAAGUCAGAUUAUGGACAUGGCUGUCGAAGCUCUAGCCAUCGCUCAUCACCCUCCGUGGCAGCACAACUCCAGUUGCAGCGUGAACGUGAGAGACAAAAAGAAAGGGAAAGAGAGAAGGAAAGAGAAAGAGAAAGGGAGAUGCGUGAGAGAGAACGUGAAAAGGAAAGGGAGAGAGAACGAGAGCGGGAAAGGGAGCGCGAGCGUGAACGUGAAAGGGAGCAACGUGAGAAGGAGAGGCAUCAGCGAGAGAAGGAACAGCGGGAGAGGGAGCAACGUGAGAGGGAACAAAGGGAAAAGGAAAUGUUUUUGCCACCGGGUCUAACAAAACAGCAAAAGGAACAGUACUUGCAAAGCAUGACUGCAGCUGCUGCAAUGGCUGCUGCAAUGUCCAACCCUGCUGCACUGCAACAGUUACAGGCAGCUCAACAACAAAUGCUAAGAAUGCAGGGAUUAAGUAGUGCAGCAGCUGCUGCAGCAGCAGCUGCUGCUGCUUCUCAACAAAUACCUGCUCACAUGCUAGCUCCCUAUUUACUUGGACCAUACAAUCCAUUUGGUCUUGGUCAACUGCAACAAUUGAUGGCUGCAACAGCUCAGCUAGGAGUCCCCACUUCCUCAGCUCCCUCAACUUCCAGCAGUAGUAAUAGCAGCAGCAGUAACAGUAGCAAAAGUUUAGCUCAACAACAGCAGCAAGAGAUAAUGCGCCAAGCAGCAGAGGUUCAUCGUCAGUACCUAUUGGAUAUGAUACCAUCAGGUGGCCUGCACAGCCAGCAGUCCCACUCUAAAUGGAAGAGCUGAUGGGCAGGCGCCUGGCCAGCCUCCCUGUCAUCAGCCCUCACCAGCCUCUGCCAGCACUGCUGAUGGGACAAUGCUGCUGCUGGUGUACAGUGGGACAAAAGGACCCUCAGUGACAGUGACUCAAGUGUGUUCAGCCUAGCUAUGGCCUGCCCACCUGCUAUAGUGUUGUGCCUCGGCCGCAGCUGGGCCAUGCUGCACCUGGGGUUCCUAGUCACAUUAGGAUAAGGAAGCUCUCUGUGAUGUGACCAGUGAGUGAGGGGUACUGUUGGUCUGAUGGCUAACCCUCGACCCUAGCGUAACCAGCCAUGUUGGUCGCCCCGUAGCAAUGUCCAGCAGUGCCAGUUGGCCGCUCAGACCAGAGGAGUUGUAUGGAGAGUUUCAGACACUGGAUGAAAGCGCAUCAUUCACAGAAACCUGAGACAGCAAGAAGGUAGCCUGACUCCUGGACUACUGGCAACAAUAGGCAACCUUCCGCAGUGAACUAUAGUGAAUGACAGUUAUGGUAUUACAUGACCACAUCCCUAAUUUAUUUCUGUUGUCAUUUGUUGUCCAUUACGGUGCAAGGGAAUAUCUUUUCUUCACCAAUAAUCUGUAUUGUUACAUAGUUGUAGGGUGUCAUGAGACACUGAGCAAAGUGCCCAGCACAAUUCUUGCUCUGCAUGUCUCUUGGCUGCAUCUAUGGGUCUCGCAUGGUCUAGUUUCAUUAGAGUAAUAGUGACACAAUGGUAAUGCAACAAACCAAGGUACUUUCCCUGCACUGAUCAUUUGUUCUUCAUGUGAUAUGUUGUGUUUGUUUCAACCUUUGUUCAGCACAAGGGUGGGCAGAUUCGCACAAACUGACCAGUGUGCUGUUCUGAACCAGUCUCCAUAUUGUUGAGCAGCCAACAUCCAUGUGAUUGGGAUCAAGUAAUCUCAUUCAGGCAGUUGUCUGCUGUGACUUCGGCGAGGCUUAUCCAGGAACCGGGCUCCCCUCCCAGAGUAAGUUUCAGUUGUCAGUGGGCUUGAAAACAUCCAUACUACUUGCCUGAUAAAUGCCAGUAGGUCACAGACAGUUUACCAGAAGCUGUAAGCAUUUAUUAAAUUAUAUUUUAUGAGAUGAGUUAUGUAUAAAGUCUUCAUUGGAUGCACUUUAAUGCAAAGUAAUGGCAUCUUAACUAUUUUCUGUUAAAUGUUUCAUAAUAUGGUAUUCAAGUAAGGCUUCAGUUAAAAGUUUUAUUUACUUUGUAAUAUAAAAUUUGAGCAAGGUUAUGAGAAACUAUCACAUGGGAUUUUUUAAAAUAUAUAUAUAUAUUAUAUAUUUUUUUUUAUUGAAUGAUAUUAGGGGUGUUUGGUUGAUGUAUGAGGGCCCUGGUUUCUGGCCUCGCCAUUACCCAGGGGAUUCCAGUUAUCUGUUCAAUUCUAUUAUAAUUGUCAUCACUCCCGUUUUCAUAGCCAUGGCUGAGUUUCAGAUUCAUGUAGGCUAGUGUUUUCACUUCAUAAGUAAGAUAAUAGGGCCUUUUUCAAUAAAGAAGAUCUGAAAAAUCUAA